AUGCCACCCUACUUUGACGACAUCCCUGGUGCGGUCAAGCCGAACGACAAAGGGGAAAUGCUAUCCAUCUGCCUCGUGGACCACAACGAGGACAAGCAGAUGGUCCCUGUGCUGCGAGACGAUCCGAAUCGGAAGAAGCGCAUCGUUGGCCUCAUCGACCACCACGCCUUGGCGGAGUCCAUGGCUUCAGAGAAGCCUCUCUUCAUGGACGUCCGACCCUGGGGUUCGAUGAGCAGCAUCAUCGCCCACUCUUUUAUCCGAGGGAAUCGCAUGAUCCCCAAGCCGAUUGCACGGAUUCUGCUCUCGGCAAUCCUCUCUGACACCCUGAACCUACAGAGCGUGACCACCACGAACGCAGACCGCUUCAUCGUGACGGUACUUUGCAUCCUCGGGGAGUGCGAAGACCCGGAUGAGCUGGCUCGGAAAAUGUUCAGGGCCAAGACGGAGUGGAUCGUGGGGCUGGGCGCCUACGAGAUGACCCGAGGCGACCAGAAAGACUUCACUGCGAAAGGCUGGAAGGUGGGCAUCGCAGUGCUGGAGGUCACCGACACGGAGCCGGUGCUGAAGGUGGCAGAGGAGCUUCUGAUGGAACUGCGCAUUCUCAAGGUGGAGAAAGGAGCGCUCAAAGACGGCAAGCACGAUCGACGGAAGGAGUUAGACUUUGCGUACCUCUUCGUGGUCGACGUCACCCAGCAAAAGUCGCUUCUCCUCGUCGCCGGCGGUCGCGAGCUGGCUUUGGCGAAAGCGGCCUUCCCUGGCAAGGAGACGCGUGAGGCCAAACCGGGUAUCCGCGCCCCUGGCGCUACCAUCAAAGCCCACGAGACGCUAAUGGAUGUUGGAGGCAUCGUCUCUCGAAAAGCGCAGUUCGUUCCGGCGUUCCUGUCGGCACUCAACGAUGGUUUCACCUGCCACAAGCAGCCUAACAGCACCAUCCCGGAAGAGAUCGCAGGAACCCGGGAGGAGGACGAGGUGCAAGCGGCCAUUGACGCUAUGCAGAAGGAGAGCUACCACGACUCCGUGACCGUCGUCCGUGACUACACUCGCUACAGGAGUGCCCUCGACGGCGAGAUCAAAGCCAGUGAGCAGAACGGCCAGUAA
Messenger RNA from Symbiodinium sp. CCMP2592, 1098 nucleotides. The record is from the annotation of a GenBank genome assembly. Lineage: Eukaryota; Dinophyceae; Suessiales; Symbiodiniaceae.